AUGUCAUUUCCAUAUGUUGAUGCAAGGGAUGAGUUAUUUGUGUUUGCUAAGCAAGUUAAUGAGUUCGUGAAUGAUGAGGAUAUCAAUGAUUUUCCUUUAGAGUACAAGGUGGAGCUUCCUAUAGACUUAGUAUCGGGUAUUAGUCAUGUAUUGAUGGCUCCUUAUAGAAUGUUUUCUUCUGAGUUGAGUGAGCUGAAGAAAAAGUUAGAGGAGUUGCUUGAGAAAAAGUUUGUUCGACCGAGGGUUUCGUCGGGGGGUGUGUCGGUGUUGUUAGAUAAGAAGAAAUAUGGUAGCAUGAGAUUUGAGAUGUUUGGUGAUUAUAAGAGUUUGAAGUACUUAUUCGAUUAUAACGAGUUGAAUAUGAGACAUAUGAGGUGGCUAGAGUUUCUGAAGGAUUAUGAUUUUUGCUUGAGUUACCAUCCUGGUAAAGCCAAUGUUGCAGUUGAUGCAUUGAGUAGGAAGUCGUAA
Messenger RNA from Lathyrus oleraceus (garden pea), 468 nucleotides. RefSeq lists its product as uncharacterized. NCBI's taxonomy places the organism in Eukaryota, Viridiplantae, Streptophyta, Magnoliopsida, Fabales, Fabaceae. The record is from RefSeq and is a predicted model, not a curated record. The coding region runs from base 1 to 468 and encodes 155 amino acids. The transcript is spliced from 3 exons.